AUUUUGUUUCUAUAAUUAAUUAGAUUGUCGCAUUUUAGAAAUAUUUCAAUUCAAAAUUCCCUAUGUCCCGGUUCUACAUAGGGUUUUAAUAUUUUAUAAUGUCAAGCUUAACCGAUAGUGAUAGCCAUUCUGAGAAUGAGUUGAAAGAAGAAAUAGAAACAGAAUGGCAGGAUAUUUUAGGAAAUGAGGACAUUAAAAGAAAGAUUAUCAAGCAAGCUCCCUCAAUAUACAUUGAUAAAAAACCUAAGAAUGGAGAGAGGGUCAUUAUAAACUAUAUUGAAAAAAUUUUUGAAAAUGAGGAAAUUAUAUCCAAUAAAGAAAAUUAUGAGUUUAUUGUUGGAGAUGGUGAUGCCUUACCCAUAUUUGACAUGGCAAUUAAACUUAUGUGUCAAGAAGAAACAUCACAUUUUAUUGUCAAAUCCAGAUUUGCAUAUGGUAAGAGGGGCAGAUCCCCAGACAUACCUAAAGAUUGCACUAUGACUUAUGAAAUCACAUUGAAUGAAAUAAGGGAUGCAUUAGAUUAUGAACAUAUGAACUCCACUGAUAUUAUAAAAUACAGUGUCUUGAAGAAGGAAAAAGGGAAUUAUUGGUUUAACAGGGAAGACUAUGGCUAUGCUAUUGAUUCUUAUUCAAGGGGACUGAAAAUUUUGCAGAACCUUGAAAAUUACAUCCGCUCCUUAGACUACGACGUACCUCUUAGUUCCGAAAUUGCCAACAAGGAUAAAGAUUUAGAAUCACCUGACUUCCUUACCUUGCAAAAUGAAUACGAAGAAUUAUACGUGGCACUUUUCAACAAUAUGGCGGCCGCCCAAUUCAAAAUGGGGGCAAAAGAAUCUUGUUUGAAGUCUUUAAACGAAGUUUUUCGCUAUAAGCCCGAUCACGUUAAAGCUUUAUAUAGGCAGAGCAAGGUACUAACUGAACUGGGUCAGAUCGAUAAAGCAUUACAAAUAUUACACAAAAUUUCCCAGUCUGAUCCCGAUAACAAAACCAUUCUCAAAGAUAUACAUUCCUUAGAACUCAAAAAGCGUUUGAAUUACAAACAGGAUAAAGAUAUGUACAGCAAAAUGAUGCACGAUUAUAAUACGCCUAAUAGCUAUGCACCCAGCAAGAAAAUUGGGAUGAAGGCAGAAGCCAUAAUCGAAUAUUUCAAAACUCAAGUUUUUACUUCGAAUUUAUUCUUGGUAGUGGGGUUCGCUCUUCUGUCGAUAAUAUUGGCAAUCAUCGGAAUAAGAUACGUAGACUAUACUAUGCCUCAAGAUGGAAUGAACAUAUAAUACAUUUCUUAUAUAAAUAAUUAUAUUUAUUUUAUUUUUUUAUUUACACUUAAAUUUUUUUAUAAAAAUUAAUUAUUUUCAUACUUUUUGGUAAUAAAAGUACCUUAUUAUUUUA
This is a messenger RNA of Gordionus sp. m RMFG-2023, 1389 nucleotides long. RefSeq names its product peptidyl-prolyl cis-trans isomerase FKBP8-like. The coding region runs from base 99 to 1274 and encodes 391 amino acids. The transcript is spliced from 11 exons. Gene Ontology annotation, cellular component: endomembrane system; cytosol; membrane. Gene Ontology annotation, biological process: protein folding; negative regulation of apoptotic process. NCBI's taxonomy places the organism in Eukaryota, Metazoa, Nematomorpha, Gordioida, Chordodea, Parachordodidae. The record is from RefSeq and is a predicted model, not a curated record. Gene Ontology annotation, molecular function: peptidyl-prolyl cis-trans isomerase activity; protein folding chaperone; protein binding.